UUUUGUGCUAUUGAUUUAUGAGAUCUGAAUUGUAGAAAUUGGCCAUUUUUUUAGCAAUUCUAUAUAAGGUUUACAUGAGAUCACUUAUGACCUGAUGCAAACUUAAUGUUGACUUCAUUCUUUGCUUUUUGACUAAAGACUUACCUGAGUCUAUCCUUGUUAUUUUCUUCGGUUCAUUGCUAUGCUAUGGUUGCCUUUUUAGUUGGUUUUAUCUUGUUUUCCAAGCCUGAUUUUAAUAAGGACCAUGUUCAUAAAAACAUUUAUUGGACAAAGCAAUAGCUUGCACAAUGUUCCUGUGAGCUGUAUAGCAGACAAAGUUCAAUCCUUAUCUUAAUGGAUAGUUUUGUUCAUAUGUGUAUGAUGAAAGAAUUAUUAACUAUAGAUAUAAGGGCUCCUAGAAUUUGGACAAUGCUACUCUUAUUUGUUAAAAAGUUUCUUUUUAUUUAUUACUUUUACUGAAUAUUGCAAGCUAUCUACUGGGCCUUGAAUAUUAUGUUAUAGCAGCAGAUUGCAAUGGCUUUUGAUUUUUAAUGCUUUCGUCAUUACAAAAUUGUAGUAGUUUUCAUGAACUUUUAAGACUGGAUUGAUCAUCUAAACCAGCCAUGGUGUUCUUGUUUCACAUAAACUCUUCAGGUCUAAAGUUGAACUGUUGUCUGUUGGAGAAGCUAUAGGAACUGAAAAUAUUGCUUCUUGCAAUGGGGGCUUCCAAUUCUAAAAUGGAAGAUGACAAGGCCCUUCUGUUGUGCCGGGACAGAAGGCGCUUUGUAAGGCAGGCUCUUGAUGGAAGAUGCUUACUGGCAGUGUCGCAUGUUUCUUAUAUUCAAUCCCUCAGAAAUACUGGAACUGUGCUUAGAAAAUUUGUGGAGUCUGAUGCCCCAACUGAAUCUUCCUUGAAUACAUCAACAUCGGCAACCCCUGAACCUCUUUCUUUGACAGACAAGUCAGCUUCACAGAUCUCAAGCUCAUCUCCGGCUCUUUCACAGCAUGUAGAAGCAGUUGAGUCAUUUUCCCCGGUUCCUUCACCCCUCAGUUCACAGCAUUUUCAUGUAAACAACAUGAAAGCUUUUAGAAGUUUUACCACAACAAUCAAAGAGAAGCCACCAACUCCAGUAAUUUCAACUCUUCAAACUGAGGUCACCACACCCAAAGGAACCACAUCAGUAACGGAUGAGGAUUCAACUGCUGAAACUCCGCUACCUCCUGAGACACCUCCAUGGGAUUAUUUUGGCCUCUUCCACCCAAUUGACAACCAAUUCUCCUUUCAAGAGGACGCUCCUUUGAACCUUGGAUUAGACAAUGCUAGUUAUGUUAAACGUCUCAGAGAAGAAGAAGGCAUUCCUGAAUUGGAAGAGGAAGGAGAACAUGUCUCUGGUAAUGGAAGGGAUGACUUUGACUCAGAGGAUGAUUUUGACCAACCUUUGACUGAACCCCUAGUUCGAACGUUUAAAAAUAGGAAUGCAGCUUUGGAUUCCAACCCAACCGCAGAGUCUUCUGUCAAUGAAACUGAGAAAAAUUCUAUUUUAGAAGCUAAGCAGUUAAAUCAGGAGAAACUGAUGAUUGGGGAUGGUAUGCAUGAGACUGAUGAAGCAGCUCCACAGGCUCCGCCAAAAGAACCAUCCAUUGUGUUUACUGCCUAUCAAUGGGCCAUGAAAAGCAGCAUGUCUGCAAAUAAAUUUGCCACAAAGGAUUUGAUGACAUGCGUUUGGGAAAUUGAAGAUCUAUUUCUAAAGGCUUCUGAAUCUGGAAAAGAAGUUCCCAGGAUGCUGGAGGCUUACAAAGAGAACUUCCGCCCUUUGUUCAGUGAAUAUAAAGCUCGCAGAUCGAAGGCAUCUGCUUAUCUUGCAUCUUGUGUGGGCUGGUGCGGCGAAGAAACCCCUCUUCAUGAGGAAUCUGCUCCAAAUGAGACAAAGUAUUUAACCUGGCAUAGGUCGGAAUCAUCUCUCUCUUCAUCAUCAAGAAAUUUAAUUGGUGUGAGUUCAAAAGAUGAUGGUGCAAGCUUCAGUGACAAUAUACUUAACAGCAGAUUUAUGAAUUCAGGUAGUCAUGCAUCAACGUUAGAUAGGCUGUAUGCAUGGGAGAGAAAGCUCUAUGAUGAAGUCAAGGCCAGUGGCAUCAUUCGAAGAGAAUAUGACGCGAAAUGUAGGCUGCUUAGACAUCAAGAAUCCAGAGGAGAAAGUCCAUAUAAGAUUGAUAAAACCCGUGCUUGUGUCAAGGACUUGCACUCAAGAGUCAAAGUAUCAAUUCAUAGAAUUGAUUCUAUAUCAAAGAAGAUCGAAGAAUUAAGGGAUAACGAGCUCCAACCACAACUAGAGGAGUUAAUUGAAGGGUUGGCACAAAUGUGGGAAAGGAUGCUCGACUGCCACAAGCAUCAAUGCAUCAUCAUCUCGUCAGUGUCCAACAAUGGCAGUGCCAAAGUCUCAGUAAGGCCAGAAUCUCAACGGCAAGUGGCCGCCCUCGUUGUGUUUGAGCUGAAUUCUCUCUACUCAAGCUUUACCAAAUGGAUCUCUGCGCAUGAGUCCUACUUGGAGGCCAUCAACGGAUGGCUUCUCAAGUGUGUGUUCCCUUUGAGGCACAAAUCCUCGAGGAGCAGGAGAAACUCAGAGUUUUCUCAGUUUUCUCCACGGAGAGACGGGGCUCCUCCCAUCUUCGUGACGUGCCGGGAUUGGUUAAAGAUGCUCAGUGAAUUGCCGACACGUGAAGUGGAGGGUGCCAUAAAAAAUCUAGUUUCGAUCACAACUCACUUCUUGCCUCAUCAAGAAAAGAUUCAUGGCAAUUCAAAACCACUUUUCUCGCUUUCGAAGAAUGCAGGAAAAUACGAAGAACUGAAAGAAGGCAUUCAGAGGAAUGAAACCCAAGUUGAUCAAUGGAAUCUCGACGGUUUUCAAUCGGGUCUUGCAAACCUUUUGUAUCAAUUGAAAACAUUUGCGGAAUCAUCAUUGAAAAGCUAUGGUGCUCUUCAGAUGUCGAUAGAGGCUGCUCGCGAGGCUUAUGAGAAAGACUAGAACAUGAAUGCCAUUUUUUUUGUCUUUUAACUGCAAAAGGUCGGUAAGAAAACUGAUCAUAUGAUUCACAGAAGGUAUUAUGAAUAGAUUUUGAUGUAUUUCUUUGGCAAUUUGUAAAUGAUGCAGGGGAAUAAAGAGAAUGUAUAAGUAGUGCUUUGUACAUGUGUUGUGUAUAAAAGUGUUUGUUGA
This is a messenger RNA of Dioscorea cayenensis subsp. rotundata (Guinea yam), 3191 nucleotides long. RefSeq names its product protein ROLLING AND ERECT LEAF 2-like. NCBI's taxonomy places the organism in Eukaryota, Viridiplantae, Streptophyta, Magnoliopsida, Dioscoreales, Dioscoreaceae. The record is from RefSeq and is a predicted model, not a curated record.